Messenger RNA from Penaeus indicus, 3831 nucleotides. RefSeq names its product DNA repair protein XRCC1-like. The coding region runs from base 42 to 2399 and encodes 785 amino acids. The transcript has 14 exons. Gene Ontology annotation, molecular function: damaged DNA binding. Gene Ontology annotation, biological process: double-strand break repair via nonhomologous end joining; single strand break repair; base-excision repair. The record is from RefSeq and is a predicted model, not a curated record. Gene Ontology annotation, cellular component: nucleus. NCBI's taxonomy places the organism in Eukaryota, Metazoa, Arthropoda, Malacostraca, Decapoda, Penaeidae.
CGCAACCAAAACAAAACCUUGCCUUGAAGUCAGGUGGCAAAAUGCCCACUAUCAAAUUUUCCGAGGUUUUGUCCUUCACCAGCGAGGAUCCCAAUCACCCCGCAGAUAACCUCCUGAGGCAGGAAACACAUCGGAAAUGGAAGUGCGCAGCAGGAUUAUCAGAGAAACAAGCAUCCGUCACCUUGAAGUUGGAGCGGCUUACGUCCAUUCGCUCCAUUGACCUCGGCAAUGCUGGGUCGGCCUUUGUGGAGGUUCUGGCAGCGCGGGAAGAUGCCAACUUUAAGGUCCUCCUUGUGGCCUCCUCCUUCAUGACCCCCAUAGAGUCCAGAAAUGCGUCAGAUCUCCACAGAGUGCGCAUGUUCGGGCCCGACAAACUGAACAAAGACGUGGCCAGUGAGAAAUGGGACCGCAUCAAGGUGGUGUGCACGCAGCCUUUCAACAAGAACCUGCAGUACGGACUCUCCUUUGUCACGGUUUCAUCUGCUGCAGAGGAGGCAACCCCCACAACUCCAAAGGCAAUUAGGCUUGGGAGUUUUACCCUAAAGGAGGAGGAGGAGUCUGAUCCCAUAUCCAUCGGGUCUGUCUUUGCACGCAGGAAGGAGAAGGAUGCUUCACCCUCCCCUCUCUCAGGUGCAGCUGCAAUCAGAGCUGCCUCGGCUGCAGCAGCAUCAACAUCAACGGCAACAGGAGGAGGAGGGGGGGGAGUAAGUAGCCCUGGACCAGGGAGCCUAAAGAGAAAAGCCCUGGAAAACCCGCCAGAUGUAGGCUUCUACCAACUCAAGAAGAAGCCCGCACACGAAACAACAGAAAGCAGAAACAAAGAACGUGACAGGCCAAAAAUGAAGAGGGAAGGGAGCAGUACAGAGAGGAAAAAUACAGCAGAGAGAAAGGAGGAAAAGGAGAAGAAGAAGACUAAUGAGAGAGACAGAGGAGGGGGCGAAAGCAGUAGUAGCAGAAAGAACAGCGACCGGAGAAAGGAGGAAGAGGGAAAGGAAAGAGCCGGAGGGGAGACGAAAAGGGAGACCCACAAGAGGAAGCGAGAAGGAAGCGCAGGGGGAGAGAGAAAGAGGGAGAAAGAGAAUACCCCAACAACGUCUCAGAAGAACCAGAGGAAGACCGAGCCGUUUGCGUCACUAAUGAAGGACGUAGUGUUUGUUAUGAGCGGCUACCAGAACCCGCAGAGGUCUAACCUGCGCGACAUGAUGCUGGAUAUGGGGGCAAAGUACAAGCAAGAUUGGGAGCCCUCUUGCUCGCAUCUCAUAUGUGCUUUCACCAACACACCCAAAUUCAUUCAGGUGAAAGGCAAGGGAAAGAUUGUGACGGCCAAAUGGAUCACCGAUUGCCACAAGAACAAGAUACGGUAUCCAUGGAGAAGAUACCAGCUGGAGCGAGGACGUAAUGCAGACGAGAGCGAAGACGAGGUUUGGGCCGAAGAGCUCUUGCCCCGGGAGGAGCGUCGCGCCAAGUCUCCCAGCCAGAAACGCCGACCUUCAGCUGCAGAUGUCGCUGACACUGACAGUUACAACAUGGCAACAGACAGCGAAAGUGAAGAAGACACAGAUGAUGAAAUAGAAAGAGUACUGGCAAAAAAGAAGACAAGUGAGAGAGAGAAAGAAUCAGUGAAACUUCAGAGAAUGGACUCGGCAGAGAGAAAAGACAAGAAUGGAGAGAAGAAGGAGCCAGUUCCAAGAAAAGAAAGAGAAACAGAAAGACAAGAAGAGGCAGAAUGCAGAAGAGAGGAAGAGCAGCAGGUGAAAACAGCCAAUGGAAAGCUCCGAGGGGAAGCUGGAGCCAAAAGGGACAAGAUGGAGACCUCCGGGGAUGAACCCAAGAAGAUGGUCAAUGGACGGAAGGAAGGAGCUGGUAAGGAGUGUGAGGCGUCAUCCUUGUCCAUAGCAGAAGGCUGGGAAAAGCGGAAAGAAGGGAAGCAAGGGGAAAAGGGAGGAAAGACAGCGGAAAGGAAGGAAGCGGAAGCGAACGGCUUUGCAAAAGGGGGCAAGAGAAAGCAGGAGGAAGACGAGGAGGCAGACUAUGAUGCUGACACAGAUGUAGAUGAGGACAAGAAGAAGUAUCUGCAACCUCCCGAUACCUCGGCCCUGCCCCUCCCCUCCCUGGGCGGCCACUUCACUGGCAAGGUCUUCUUCAUCUACGGCGGGAUGGACGAACGUGCCAAGAAGAUGGUGCGCAGAUAUAUCGUCGCUUUUAACGGGACACUGGAGGAGUACAUGACUGGAGAAGUGCAGUAUGUAGUCACCGAGGACGAGUGGGAUGAGAACUUUGAUGCCGCCCUGGAGGAGAACCCGAGUCUGCAGUUUGUGAAGCCGACGUGGAUCUGGCAGUGCAGCAACAAGGGAAAGUUGGUCCCUCAUCAGCCCUACCUGGUGGUGCCCAGGGAGUGAGAAUUGGAUCUGACUAUUUUUCUCCUUUCUGCAUCAGUAUUUUCAGUUGCUUUUCAUAGAUACAAUUUACUGCAAGUAUUAUAGAGAAAGAGGAAUGUGUGUAAGUACAUGUACAUGAAUUUCACUCCUGGGACUUGUAUUUGUAUCUCUUCCUAAUUAAAGCAACAGUUGUUAACAGCUAAAUCAUGGCAAAAUCAAGUGAUGAAAGUGAGAGCUUAAAAUGUGUACUAAAUUGACCAUAUUCUUUGUUAAUGAGAUUCCAGAUAUUUAUUACAUGUACUGUACAAAUUACCAAUAAAUGAUUGGGAUUAAAGAAAAUGAAAAAGAAAAAAAAAAAAAAUUUCUAAUCCUUUUGACGCAAACAAAAAUGAAGUGGAUAUAAAAAUCAAGAAAAAAAAUGGUAUUUACUGAUUAUGAAAAAAAGAAUAAAAAAGAAGACUAAUGUGAGACUCCUAUAUUUAAUUAUUGUUUUAAACAAAUGUGCUAGACAUCAAAGGUCAUAUAGCACUAUGGUAAAGUAUUGAGGUGGGAGGGAUUUAAAGCUCUUUUCUUAGAUCAAAAUGCCUUAGUUUUCAGUGGGGUAGGAUAGGGAUUGACAGAAGGAGAAAGGUUAAGGACAAAUGGUAAUUAGAUCAAAUAGAAGGUAUUUAUGUAUCUGAGGAAGAACAGGCUGUUGAGUGGAAAGGUCAGGGAUACCAUGAUGAUGUUGGGGGGGUUGGGGAAAAGAAGACAAGGAAGGAAAAGCAAGGGUGUACAGGCUUCAGUAAAAUGGGGGCAGGAUAGUAGGAUAUGUGGAACUGAAAAAAAACAUUGCAUGUAGAACAUAGGGGUGGGUUGGAGUGUGAUUUGAGGUAUGAUUGCAUGAGUUGGGUAUGACAUUCUUAAACAGGCAAGGACAAUUUCCCAGUGUUUGUUCUGGUGGUAUGGAGAUGACCAAGGGGAGAUGAAAGUUUGAAGUUUAUUGGUAAUCAUACCUGACCAGCAAGACUGCCAUUGGUUAUAUAAGAAAGUUUUGAAGUGGGGGUAGUAGACGGUGGCUGGAAUAUGUUAAAAGCAGUGUUGGUGAGUUAUAGACAAGGCAUCUGCUUGUUCAUAUGCUGACAUGGCUUGGUAUCCAGCAAAACUUUACUGCUUUCUGUUAUGCAGACAGAUAAAACAACUGGUCUUGUAUCUUACAGAGACUAUAGAAGCUAUUGUGGAUAUGGAGAACAGGGCUAGGAAGAGAAGGACAUUUGCCUAAUAGUUUAUGAAUCAACCACCAGACUGCAGAGACAGGGGCAGAUGAUUUUAUGGUUAAUGGUUAAAAGAAAUAAAUGUGCUAGAAAUCAAAGGUCAUAUAGCACUAUAACGGGUGUAGUGGGGGGGGGAACGCAGGGGAACGGCAUUCCCCCAGCGAUUUUUCCAUAAGUUUGUGAAAAAUCGGCAAUUUAAC